Molecule: messenger RNA, 1671 nt
Organism: Nipponia nippon (crested ibis)
Lineage: Eukaryota; Metazoa; Chordata; Aves; Pelecaniformes; Threskiornithidae
Source: RefSeq, a predicted model, not a curated record
AUGAGGCUGGGGACUUUCCUCCUCCUGGGGCUGCUCAUCCUCGGGGCAGAGCCAGGCACUGCACCAGAGCAGAAAGGCGGGGAGCCCCAGAAGCCGGGGAGGUGCCCACGGGACUUCACGCGUUGCCUGCGCCUGGAGCCCCCGCUCUGCACCAACGACUCGAGCUGCCCUGGCUGGCACAAGUGCUGCCCCCACGAGUGCCGGCUCCGCUGCACCCCCCCGGCAGAAGAGAAACCCGGCGCCUGCCCGGCAGCGGCCCCCGAGGGUCUCCUUUACCCCUGCUCCUUCCCCUGUCUGGAGGACAAGGACUGCCUGGGAGCGCAGAAGUGCUGCCCGCUGGGCUGCGGCCCUGCCUGCCUGGAGCCGGUGCAGGACCAGUCCAAACCUGGGGAGUGCCCUGCGGCACAGCCAGGGCCGGCAGGGCCAUGCCGGGAGCAGUGCCGAGGUGACAGCGACUGCCCCAAUGCACAGAAAUGCUGCAACAGCAGCCCGUCCCAGGGGCACCGCAGCCACCCCGUGCCAUGCCCUGCAGAGAAGGCUGGCUUCUGCCCGGCCCGCGCGGGGCUGUUCCCCAGUUACGACUGUAGAGCCUGGUGCCGGCACGACGCCGAGUGCCCCGGCAAGGAGAAGUGCUGCCUGCGCGGCUGCGACUACAUCUGCCUGCCCCCAUCCCAAGAGAAACCGGGCAUCUGCCCCCUGGCCAAGGAGGUGCCAACCACCGCGGCCCCAUGCGGCGCUGCCUGCGCUGGGGAUUGGCAAUGCCUGGGGGCUGAGAAGUGCUGCGGCAGCAAAUGUGGCCACGUGUGCUUGGCCCCUGAACGAGACAAACCCGGUGAGUGCCCGAAGGUGAGGCCAUGGCAGACGCCGGAGCUGUGCGUGGAGGAGGACUCCUGCACCCACGACAGGGACUGUCCCCGGCAGGAGAAGUGCUGCUUCUCUGGCUGUGCCAUGCACUGCGCCCGCCCUGCCAGAGAGCACCCCGGGGAGUGCCCUCAGGCAGAGCCGUGCUGGGACCCCCGGCGCAGGCACGGGAGCCGGUGCCUGGAUGACAGCGUCUGCCGGCGAGAGGAGAAGUGCUGUGACACCGGUUGCGGCUGGGAGUGCAUGGCCGUGCCCAGAGAGAGCUGGGACAGGGCCGGCGGCCAGUGUGCAGAGGAGUGCAAGGUCGACUCGCAGUGUCCCCGGGGACAGAGGUGCACCAGCACUGGCUGCGGCCGCAGCUGCAUGGACAUCCCCGGAGGCAGAGUGGGAGUGUGCCCCAUCCCCAGCGAGGGGGGAACGUGCCUGGACCUGUGCAGCUUCGACGAAGAGUGUCCCUGGGGCCACAAGUGCUGCAGCAAUGGCUGUGGCCACGUCUGCACACCAGCCUCUCUGCAAGAGAGCAACGCCGCGGUUGUGCCGCAGCACCAUGCCGAGCAGUGCGCAGAGGAGUGUGAGGCCGACUCACAGUGUCCCUGGGGACAGAGGUGCACCCGCAUCAGCUGUGGCCGCGUCUGCACGGACAUCCCUGGAGGCAGAGAGGGAGCGUGCCCCAUUCCCAGGGGCCGUGGGACAUGCCUGGAGCUGUGCAGCCUCGACGAGGAGUGUCCCUGGGGCCACAAGUGCUGCAGCAACGGCUGCGGCCACGUCUGCACACGGGUGCCUGGUGGUAAGGGGGCUCAGGGCCACUGA